ACUGUUGUGAAGCGAGUCCAAUUGAAACACAUAUUUCUCGUGGCCAAGAAUGUGCUGGAGAUUUGCUUGACAGUCCAGUGAAGGCUCUCUGGAGUCCAAAUUUGGUCAUUUUCCACCAGUGUAACCAAAACAUUGCGAUGAGGUAUCCUUAAACAACAGUGAAUCAACGCAGCCUCUGCCAAGAACCACAUUAAAAACACCUCUGGGACCUCUGCUUAUUUAUCGUAAGAGAAGCAGGAACCCAAGUCCCCAUUUCUUCUGCUCACAAUGGCUAAAGGAAGCGGCUUCAUGAGAAGACUAUGCAUCGUUCUUAAUAUUCUGCUUGGGUUCUUAGGGGUGGUCUUGCUUCUGGUCGGGAUAGUGGCAAGCACUUUUAAGAUUGAUCCACUGAUAAGUGGUUAUUACUGGCAGGAUGCGACUCAGAGUGUGCUCUUCAGCAUUGGAUUUGGAUUGGCCACUAUCCUGCUCUCCAUCCUGGGAGUAUAUGGAGCAUACCAGGAUAAUGUCUUGGCUCUACUUUUGUACAGUAUUUUCAUGAUUAUUGAAUUCAUUGCCCUCUUGGCCCUGACAAUCAUAGCCAUACUCGCACAGCCACAGGUGGAGAAGAAAAUUGAAGAGAGUUUUGGAAACACGACGUCACUUUAUUAUGCAGAUGACGUCUUCCGUCACGAGCUCGACAAACUACAAAAGGAGGCUGAGUGCUGUGGUCUGCUGUAUUACACUGAAUGGCGAGAUCAGAUACCUUCUUCAUGUGACUGUCCUCAAAACUACUCAGAAUCCACAUGCGCAAAAGUCAAUGUCAAUUUGCAAAAUUAUAGAAGUAGUGAGGUGAACAAAAAAGCUGGCACUGACCCGAUGACAGUUCAGAAUUCAUUGCGCUAUGUUUAUAAGACGAACUGCGGCCCAAUCUUAACAAGACAUGUGAAGAAUGCCUUGAGGAUCCUGUUUGGAAUAGUGUUUACCUUAGCAACUAUUAUGCUCGCUGCCUUGAUUGUAGCCUUACUCCUGUGGCAUACAAUCAACACACGGUUGUCAGUCACAGGCAUCUCACACGAUGAUGACAGAAUGAAGUAUGAACUCCAGCCACAUAAAAUGACCUGACACGAUUGUCAUCCUUAAAAGGUCUCAGGCCCUCAUCAGGAGCAAGCUGUAUAACCUCAAAAAGAUGUCUUUCUGUAUAUGUUUCCUGUAACAUAUCACUUAGCUGCAGGUUCAUUCAAGCCUCAUGUUCUAUUCACUAGCUAGCAAGGGAUGCCUCGUAUCUAUUGGUUUUAUGGCUGUACAGUUGUAAUUUGUAUUUAUUUUGACCAAAUAUGUCUUUUAUGUCUUCACAUGCUGGGAAUCCUCCUAAUAGCAGGUGUACAUGCAAAUCAGAGAGGAAGACAUUGGGGAUAAUCUCUCGAAUACCUCUUAAAAAUUGAUUAUAAAUGUUAAUUAGAAACAUUGAGCAAUUUUUUUUUAUUGUUCCAUUUUACAUCAAAUUUUCAACAAGUCAACAACCUUAUUGAGUAGAAUAGAACAUAAAGGUUAAUGAUAACCGGAUAAGGAUGUGUUUGUCAUUAGUAGUCUGGUAAAUAAUGUUUUAAUGUUUAGGGCAGCUGGAUUUAUUUUCAUAAUUAGUUGCACAUGUAUCUUCUACCAUAAGACUAACAUUAAGUUCAUAAUGGUAACGGUUCACAAGACUUAACCAACAAUAGUAACAAGGACAAGUCAGUCUGAGACACAUUAAUUAUGUUUAUAUUGAAAUAUUCAUGAUGUGUUAGUGAUACCGAUCCUAAUUGGUCGCUGUGAGAAGUUAGAGGUUGUUUGCUUGCUGAUGUCAUUGCUAGUGCAAAUCUCAAACAUAAUUGCUAAUUGUCAGUUUCACUGUUAGCACCUAAAAACAUAAGAGCUAAAGUUUCUUGGUCUUAUUGCACCAAAAUUUAUAAUCAGCUACAACUAAAAAGCUUGGUUUGCUACAUAGCAAAGAGAUAUCAAGUAUGAUAGCUUUGAUGAAGGACAACACGAUUAGCAUGAAAAUCGAAACAUCGUAACCUUAACCUUUUGAGGCAAAUUAUACAGAUGAGGAGAUGAGUGAGCUGGCCAGACUGACGGACUAAAGUGCUGCUGCAUGGGUCUUGCUAUCAGUAAACGGUCAAACGGCAUUGUGGGUAAUGUAGACAACCAUUAACCAAAGUAAUUUAGACUAAUACAUCGAGCAGAGAAGUUUUAAUCAAGCCAAUUUAGAAUUACAUUCUAAAAUAAAUAUUGUACUAUAUUGAAGAUUAGGAAUUAAUUAUAAAGUAGAAUAUGGAUAUGCAAGACAUUCAGGGUGGAUUUUGUUUUUCUCUUUAAUGGUAAUAGUGUCCUCAGUCUGCUUGUUAAUAUAAUCUGAAUUAUAUUACAGCAGCCAUAUAAUUUAAUAAAUUAAUUCAUUACAGAUCAUUAUCUUUUAUAAAAUACAUACAGUAUAAAAUACAGCUUAUUUUUCAAAAUCAUGUUUUUAGACAACAGGAAGAAACCUUUUUUCUAGCAAAAAAAAAAAAAGUAGUAAAAUUAUUAUAUCAGCAAAACUAUAACAUAAAUAAUAUAAUUUACUGGCAAAUGUAACUUGGUCCAUAUAUUCAUCGGCUUAAGGUUUUCCUAAAUAUAUUACUGAUAUUCUUUAAAAUAUUAUUUUAAGCUUUAUUUUAUGUCAUUAUUAAUAAUUAAAUUAUAUAAUGAAGAAGAGGCAUAUAGUUCAUUAUUUAUUUAUUUAUUUGUGUCUAUCAGCAAGAGGCUACCUUAUUUAAAUGACAUUUUAGAUUACAGAUUUGGUCACAUGAAGUGCUCAACAGUUUGAAGAAACUGGUCAAAGCAGAAAAAUUGUGAGAAUCUGAUAUAAUGCUUUCAUUUCCCCAAGUCUUCAUCCUCUCUUUAUCCUGUUUUCGAUCACAAUUUGAAAACGGUUGUUAAGAAAUCAUGGAAAAUGUCCUCAUUAACUAGUAAGUAACAUGUACGAAGGUCUCUGGUGAACUGAUCUGAAUUAUUUGGCCAUUUCUGGAUACUUUUACCAAAUAUGGAAACAGUUGGAUGGAAGGAAUGUCAUCUGUGGGAUCAGCUGGAAAGGAAAAUAAAGUUAUGCUGUUAUUAUGUUUAAACAUUUCAUUUAAACAGGACAGACUGUAAAGUAGACAUAGCCUUUACUUUUGUACUGAUUACUGUUACAAUGUGUAUGUCCCACACAGAGUGUUUUGAAAUAUAUGCCACUUUGUACUAUUGAUGUCCUGACACUGUUAAGGAUGCUUUAGCUACUAUUAUGAGAAAUAAAUAACAACUGCUGUCGCUA
Messenger RNA from Ictalurus punctatus (channel catfish), 3307 nucleotides. RefSeq names its product CD63 antigen. The transcript has 9 exons. NCBI's taxonomy places the organism in Eukaryota, Metazoa, Chordata, Actinopteri, Siluriformes, Ictaluridae. Gene Ontology annotation, cellular component: membrane. The coding region runs from base 268 to 1101 and encodes 277 amino acids. The record is from RefSeq and is a predicted model, not a curated record.